UUCGUGGAACUCGCGUCGUACGGUCGCAUUGAUCGUUCUAAAAGUCCAAGGUGUAGUUCGUUAUCAAUCGCAUUAAAUUGAAUCUUUCGACAAUCGGAAAUGGGAUCAAUAUCAAUGCGCCUCGUGUGCGCGAUUAUUUUCGCGGUGAUCUGUGUGAAUCACCCGGUAAUCUGGGCAUUGGCACAGCAGGAAGUGGGGAAUACAGGAGUAAACUCUACUCAGUCUCAGUCUCCGUCUAAGCCUCAGUCUCCGCCACAAUCUCAGCAACAUUGGAGAUAUCAUGCGCGUGGUAAUCAGCGACAUAACACGGCGCUAAGUGCCACGCCUGCCCCUCAGCACAGUGAGAUCAAGGAGCUGAUGACAAACCUGCACGAUCGAGUUGGCGUCUUGGCGACCCUGGACGAGGAUCAACGCAAUCGCCUGGAAGUUAUCGAUAAAAAAAUAGAUCAGUUACUGGAAAGCAGCACGGGACGCAUGGAAUCGCUGAAGGUGCAACAGUUGAACUUCCAGCAGCGAUUGGACAGCUUCGAGCACAUUCAACGACUGACAAGAUCCACGCUGGACGAGCUGAAAGGUGAAACGGAUGUUUACUUGGGUUCACGUGUGGCAAGACAGCUAAGGCAAAAGCAAAAGAAUCGUGAAAAGUUGAAGGAUCUUUCUCGUCAGACGCGUCAGGUGACAGAGCCACCGCCGCACGUUGCGGAAAAUAUGGCAGCGAUUUUCAAUCGUCAACCUGCCGCAGCAGCCGCUGUAUUCAAUGGCACCCAGUUGGAUAUCAAUGGUCGCCUUGAUGCCUUAGCCACACUUUUGGUCUCGUUGGCCUACAGUGUCAAGGAAACGCAGCAGAAUACCAACAUCAUCAAGCGUCGUCUGGCACAUCGUGGAAAGGGACAAUCUGCCCGCUUGCCUCAAACUUCAGUUGCAUCACCCGUUACUGUGGAUGAGCAGGCAACGAGCUGCCUGCAAUCCUAUUUGGCUGUGAAGGGCAUUUUGAGGCUGCAGUUGACGCCGGAGAGUGAAUCCUUCUAUGUGCCAUGCGAGGGCGAUGGCUGGACUGUGAUCAUGAAGCGAUCUUCGGACGACCUCAGCUUCGAGCGUAGUUGGCUGGAGUACAAGGAGGGCUUUGGCAAUCUGGCUGGCGACUUCUUUAUUGGCCUGGACAAGCUGCAUGCGCUCACUUCCUCAGUCCUCCACGAGCUGCGCAUUGUUCUCGAGGAUUUCGAGGGGAAUGUCGCCUAUGCUGAAUACAAUGCCUUUGCCAUAAGCGGGGAAAGGGAAUUCUACACGUUGCAUCUGCUGGGUCAGUUCCAGAAUCAGGUGGCGCCCACGGCAGGUGAUUCGCUGUCUUAUCAUGCUGGCGCCAAGUUCAGCACCUUCGAUAGCGAUAACGACAAUUGCCUGGAAUGCAACUGUGCGCAGCGUCUCAAGGCCGCCGGCUGGUUCAAUAAUUGCGGCACCAGCAACUUGAUGGGCGUCUACCACGCCCAGAAUCCCAGCAAGGCCGGCGAGACGGGCAUCUUUUGGGACACGUUCCAGGGCAAGGAUUACUCGCUGCGUAGCGUCAAAAUGCUCAUACGCCCCGUGGCACAGGACGAGGCCAGACGCUAAACGAGCGUUUGAAAGGGCCCGAAAAACUGCCAUCAGUCAGGGAAGCUUUAAUGCUCUAUAACUAUGAGUAUAUACAGCUAUGGGAGUGAGUUUGGUACACUUCAAUGAUUUAAUGAUAUAUAUAGCUCAGUUUUGAACAAAUUUAUUUGAAGUAUAGGCUAUUUGUUUAUGAACAAACUUACAUCAGUUUUAAAAAUCAGCAAUUAGAAAAUUACUUUAAAAAAAUAUUUGUAUUUAAAUGUUCAUAUAUUUUUUUGUGUUGCCAAACUUAUAACCUUAGCUGUAUGUAAUCCUAGCCAGAAACUCAACUUAAUCCCAAGCUUUGCAUUUUAAUUUAGCUGUUAGCCAUGAAGCUCUUUUGCGUGUAUAUGUACUUUUGUCCAGCACUGUAUAUUUAUGGAAAAUUACCUAAUACCCUAAGUUAAUAAAGUUGCGCUAUGUGUCGUGUA
This is a messenger RNA of Drosophila innubila, 2057 nucleotides long. RefSeq names its product angiopoietin-related protein 7. The coding region runs from base 100 to 1608 and encodes 502 amino acids. The record is from RefSeq and is a predicted model, not a curated record. The transcript has 5 exons. NCBI's taxonomy places the organism in Eukaryota, Metazoa, Arthropoda, Insecta, Diptera, Drosophilidae.